Eutrema salsugineum is the source of this 1654-nucleotide messenger RNA. RefSeq names its product tubulin beta-1 chain. Gene Ontology annotation, biological process: microtubule cytoskeleton organization; mitotic cell cycle. The coding region runs from base 70 to 1413 and encodes 447 amino acids. The record is from RefSeq and is a predicted model, not a curated record. Lineage: Eukaryota; Viridiplantae; Streptophyta; Magnoliopsida; Brassicales; Brassicaceae. Gene Ontology annotation, cellular component: cytoplasm; microtubule. The transcript has 3 exons. Gene Ontology annotation, molecular function: structural constituent of cytoskeleton; GTPase activity; GTP binding.
UUAUUAUUCUCCUCUCUCCUCUUCUCCAUCUAUCUCUCUCUCUCUCCAUCAUCUUUCCUUUCAAUAAUCAUGAGAGAGAUCCUCCACGUCCAAGGCGGCCAAUGCGGUAACCAGAUCGGCUCCAAAUUCUGGGAGGUUAUCUGCGACGAACACGGCGUUGAUCCAACGGGACGUUACACCGGUGACUCGGCCGAUCUCCAGCUAGAGAGGAUCAAUGUAUAUUACAACGAGGCCUCUGGUGGGAGGUACGUGCCUCGUGCGGUUCUUAUGGAUCUGGAGCCUGGUACAAUGGAUAGCAUCAGAUCCGGUCCUUAUGGUCAGAUUUUCCGUCCCGAUAACUUCGUCUUUGGCCAGUCCGGCGCCGGUAACAACUGGGCCAAAGGUCACUAUACCGAAGGUGCUGAGCUCAUUGAUGCUGUUCUCGAUGUUGUUCGCAAGGAAGCCGAGAACUGUGACUGCUUGCAAGGAUUUCAAGUGUGUCACUCUCUCGGAGGAGGCACGGGUUCAGGAAUGGGAACUCUGCUGAUAUCAAAGAUACGAGAGGAAUACCCAGACAGGAUGAUGCUAACAUUCUCUGUAUUCCCAUCUCCAAAGGUCUCAGACACAGUGGUUGAGCCUUACAACGCCACUCUCUCUGUCCACCAGCUCGUUGAGAACGCUGAUGAAUGCAUGGUCCUCGACAACGAAGCUCUCUACGAUAUCUGUUUCCGCACUCUCAAACUCAGCACUCCUAGCUUUGGAGAUUUGAACCACUUGAUCUCCGCAACAAUGAGUGGUGUGACUUGCUCCUUACGUUUCCCUGGACAACUCAACUCUGACCUAAGGAAACUCGCUGUGAACCUUAUCCCAUUCCCUCGUCUCCAUUUCUUCAUGGUUGGUUUCGCGCCUCUCACUUCUCGUGGCUCCCAACAAUACAUCUCCCUCACAGUCCCCGAGCUUACACAGCAAAUGUGGGACGCCAAGAACAUGAUGUGCGCAGCUGAUCCGCGUCACGGUCGUUACCUCACAGCCUCAGCAAUGUUCAGAGGAAAGAUGAGCACAAAGGAAGUCGACGAGCAGAUUCUGAAUGUUCAGAACAAGAACUCUUCCUACUUUGUCGAAUGGAUCCCAAACAACGUCAAGUCCAGCGUCUGCGACAUCCCACCGACUGGAAUCAAAAUGGCUUCUACUUUUGUCGGAAACUCGACUUCGAUCCAGGAGAUGUUCAGGAGGGUGAGUGAACAGUUCACUGCUAUGUUCAGGCGCAAGGCGUUUUUGCAUUGGUACACAGGAGAAGGCAUGGACGAGAUGGAGUUCACUGAAGCUGAGAGCAACAUGAAUGAUCUUGUCGCUGAAUAUCAGCAGUACCAAGAUGCUACAGCUGAUGAAGAAGGUGAGUACGAGGAUGAAGAAGAAGAAGCUUACGAAUCUUGAUUUUUUUCUCCUUUAAUGUGGUCAGAGAACACAACCAAAAAUAUAUAUAUAUACAUAUUAAGUUGAAUCUAUUAAAAAAUUAUUGUGUGUGUUUGUGUUAGCAUUGUUAAAGAAGUCUUUGAGUUUACUUCUCUUCAUGGUUCUUACUUCGUAUUGUAUUUGCCAUUUGGUUUGUUCUUUCCUUCUCAUUGUCUUGUAAGUUGUAAUAAUAAUAAUUUCUCCACUUAUCUCUCAUUUUCUA